Molecule: messenger RNA, 4284 nt
Organism: Coregonus sp. 'balchen'
Lineage: Eukaryota; Metazoa; Chordata; Actinopteri; Salmoniformes; Salmonidae
Source: the annotation of a GenBank genome assembly
AUGUCUAAACUACAGUCGUUUUGUGUGUUUUUAAAUGAGCGCUUAAUGACGGAUGAUGUGGAGAUUUUCGGGGCAGUUGAGAAAACGGUAGUGGAGUAUCAGGAGGAGAAUGAUCGGCUACGGAGAAUGCUGCGGAUCACACCAGAGAUUAAAUUAUGCAGAAUCGGUACAUAUGUAGAUUUGCUGUUUGCUGGCUAUAGUUCUAGUCAAACAGUGAUCACCAUUUUAAUCUUUUAAAGAACAGUUAUCUACUGUAUAUUUUACCAUGAAUAGAUUAAAAGGUUGACUUCACGAAAAGCGUCUUGUCAAGGAAGUGAGUUUGUGUUAAUACAACGUCCUUCACAACAGCUCUGCCUGGGAAGCGCAAGAAGUAUGAAUGCCCUGACUUCUGCAGAGGCCUUUUCACCGUAAAAUGCUGCAAGGCCGACGCAAACGUAGCACAUGGGGGAUGUGUGCAAUUUACUCCUCAGCCUUAAGUGUCCCGCUUGCAUCGCUUCAUUAGCUAGGCUAAGAUGCUUGAGGACUGCGGUCAAGUGUGUUUGUGCCCGAGUUCGAGCCCAGGUAUGGGCCGAAUCGGGAGGAAGUGGUACUCGCUAUGAAAGCAGCGUGACGUCCUUUACACAGACGUUGGAUUGACUAUGCAGCACCUUUUUUAAGGCUAUGGCUGCUAAAAAAAAAGAACAGUAAUCUGCGCCACUCAUGUUGUCAACAAUUUUUAAAAUGGUGCAUUGUUCAGAAACAUACUAUUUUCCAUAAAAUAAAUGUUAGAAUUUUCAAACUAGUUUUCAUUGGGAAGGCGGAUAAAAAAAAAAUUAAAAAAAAAAAAGCAAUCACAGAAUCCUACUCAUUACUCCACAUGCUUAACCUACGCCACGUCACUUUUGUUUUGAGGGGACUUCGCGGUUGGCCAGAACACGGCACCUGGCUCACGCCCGGGAGGCAGCCCAGUUCCAAAUCUAAUGCAAUCAAAGCUAACCCGGUUCACUUGGAGCUACCCCAUUCAUAGACGCGAACUGCUUUAACGCCUAUUGACGAUAGUAUCUUCUGACCGUGGGGUGUUUUGUUAAGAGCCCCUCUUGCUGUAAACCUCUAACACGCAUCGCUUGCGGUACUGUUUUGUAAAUGUAUAUUUCAUAUCAGAUAAAAUACUACCGGCCUUUAUAGGGCUGUUAGUGUUCCCACGCGGUCGUAAAAAUCGCAAACGGCCACCUGGCCAAGGAAUGGCGCCCUUUGUGAAAAGGUAUAUGAAAGUUAUAUGACAAACUGUACCAUACACUCUGAAUGACCUAACAUUAUUAAUCCCACAUUGGUCUUUCAGUCAGGGAAUCCCUAGCGGUACUGUGCAGUAGGCUAAUAGUGGGCCUACUAUUGAAACGAUCAAAAUGACAAAAAACAGGUUUUUAGAAAAUACAAAACGGAAAUAUUACAUUUACAUAAGUAUUCUGACCCUUUACUCAGUACUUUGUUGAUGCACCUUUGGCAGUGAUUACAGCCUCGAGGCUUCUUGAGCAUGAUGCUACAAGCUUGGCACACCUGUAUUUGGGGAGUUUAUCCCAUUAUUCUCUGCAGAUCAUCUCAAGCUCUGUCAGGUUGGAUGGGGAGCGUCGCUGCACAGCCGUUUUCAGGUCUCUUCAUAGACGUUUGAUCGGGUUCAAGUCCAGGCUCUGGCAGGGCCACUCAAGGACAUUCAGAGACUUGUCCUGAAGCCACUCCUGCGUUGUCUUGGCUGUGUGCUUAGGGUUCAUUGUCCUGUUGGAAGGUGAGCCUUCACCCCAGUCUGAGGUCCUGAGCGCUCUGGAUCAGGUUUUCAUCAAGGAUCUCUCUUUGCUCCAUUCAUCUUUCCCUCAAUCCUGACUAGUCUCCCAGUCCCUGCUGCUGAAAAACAUCCCCACAGCAUGAUCCUGCCACCACGAGCCUUCACCGUAGGGAUGGUGCCAGGUUUCCUCCAGACGUGACGCUUGGCAUUCAGGCCAAAGAGUUGAGUCUUGGUUUCAUCAGACCAGAUAGUCUUGUUUCUUAUGGUCUGAGAGUCUUUAGGUGCCUUUUGGCAAACGCCAAGCGGUCUGUCAUGUGCCUUUUACUGGCCACUUCCAUAAAAGCCUGAUUGGUGGAGUGCUGCAGAGAUGGUUGUCCUUCUGGAAGGUUCUCCCAUCUCCACAGAGGAACUCUGAAGCGCUGUCAGUGUGACCAUCAGGUUCGUGGUCACCUCCCUGACAAAGGCCCUUCUCCCCCGAUUGCUCAGUUUGGCCGGGCGGCCAGCUCUAGGAAGAGUCUUGGUGGUUCCAAACAUCUUCCAUUGAAGAAUGAUGGAGGCCACCGUGUUCUUGGGGAUCUUCAAUGCAGCAAAAAAAGGUUUGGUACCCUUCCCCAGAUCUGUGCCUCGACACAAUCCUGUCCCGGCGCUCUACGGACAAUUCCUUCGACCUCAUGGCUUGGUUUUUGCUAUUGUAUUGUCAACUGUGGGACUAUAUAUAUUUACCACUGGUGGACUCCAAUCAAGUUGUAGAAACAUCUCAAGGAUGAUCAAUGGAAACAGGAUGCACCUGGGCUCAAUUUCCAGUCUCAUAGCAAAGGGUCUGAAUACUUAUGUAAAUAAGCUAUUUCCAUUUAUUUUAUACAUUUGCCAACAUUUCUAGAAAAGUGUUUUCGCUUUGUCAUGGGGUAUUGUGUGUAGAUUGAGGAACAUUAUUUAAUCAAUUUUAGAAAAAAGGCUAACGUAACAAAAUGUGGAAGAAGUCAAUGGGUCUGAAUACGAAUGCACUGUGUAUAGAUUUUUUUUUUAGUGUAGUUUUAAUUCAACUGUGUACCUAGCACUGUUAGUGCUGUGUCUGCAGCACAUGAGCUACAGUUUGCUUAACACUGGAUUGAUGCAAAUAAUCAUUAUAUCAUUCUGCCAGGUAGACGUAGGCUACUUUGUAGCUAGUUUACAUUUAUUUUGGGAACACCUUCCAAUCUACCAGAAGACGGUUAGGCCCAUCGCUAUAUAUUUUUCGUAGGCCUACCGCUGUGCUGCCCCUUAAAAUGCGAAGAGAAUCAUUUAUGUUUAUCAACAUUUUAAGCUAAACAUUCUGAUCUGUUCCACUACACCACUGGCUGUGCGUCACCCACGAACGUGUGUCACAAUGGGCUCCGCAGCUUUAGACUCUGCUUUAAUCCACCCGCUCUACGUCACUUGUUUUGUGAAGACUUCGCCGUUGACCAGGAGGCAGCCCGGUUCUAAAACAAAUGCAGUCGCUUUUCACACUGUGCAAAGUCCGCUCAGCCAGGCCAUCUUAAUCGAACCCCCUUAAUCACUUGUGUCAAGUGAAAAACGUCCUCUCCCAUGUGUGUAAAUGUUUGGGUCGCGCUGACUGAUGCUGUCGUCUCCUUCUGAUGCUGCAGCUAACAUGGUGUAACAGACGUUUUUAAGACACUGUUGCCUUCCAAAUCUAGGAUGAAGGAAGUAUCGCCAAGUAUGACUGGUUGAUAGUUGUUUUACCUUUUAUUGACAAUGGAACCUCUGCUCAACCUCAGGCACAAGCUUUAACUAAGCCGCUGGAGGUUUGAGCCUGCUUGGCUAAAUAGAUCAGAGAUCUAUAGAUCACGUGGAUGAUAGUCCCUCCUGUAGCUCAGUUGGUGUGGCUUGCAUCGCCAGGGUUGUGGGUUCGAUUCCCACGGGGGGCCAGUAUGAAAAAUGUAUGCACUCACUUAACUGCAAGUCGCUCUGGAUAAGAGCGUCUGCUAAAUGACUAAAAUGUAAAAAAAAUGAUUUAAGUGUUCUAUUUAAUUCUGUGCUAUAUAGAUAACCUCUGCUCCUUCCAUCCAGACUCCAUGCAGCUCUCUGUCUCUGAAGAGGAGGUUCCCCCUGAGCAGCAGCACUGUGAGCAGGAGUGGAGCCCCAGUCUGGGGCAGGAGGACCCAGAGCCCACACAGAUUAAAGAGGAACAGGAGGAACUCAGGACCAGUCAGGAGGAAGAGCAGCUUCAAGGGCUCUUUGAUACCAAAGACUCCAUAUUCACUCCUUCCUGUGUGAAAAUUGAAUGUGAUCAGGAGGACCCACUUCACGAAGCCAUACUAGCUGAAUACCCAACUCUCAGUCCACUGAAAAUGUCUAAACUACAGUUGUUGCGUGUGUUUUUAAAUGAGCGUUUAACGGCAUCUGCUGCGAUUGAGAUUUUCAGUGCAGUUGAGAAAACAGUAUUGGAGUACCAGGAGGAGAAUGAUCUGCUACGGAGACUGCUGCGGAUCACACCGGAAAUACAAUUAUGUCGAAUAGGUUCGUAUUUAGAUAUACUGAAACUGUAG